UUUAAAUGUGAUUCUCACUCUCUUUUAUUCCUCCUAUCCUUUUUUUUCUUUCCUUCUUCCCCAUCACCAUUCCUGCAUUUUUCUCUCUCUUGUGUUAGCUUUGCUUGAAUAUGGCUACAGAAAAUCCAAAGCCGGUAGAACCUCCAGUAGACAAACGCGAAUUCAUAAUACGCUUCCAAGAAAAAUAUGAAACAUGGCAUCAAAAACUCCAAAAGAAGAAAGAUACUUCUGAACAAGAAGACCCGAAGACGAAGAUGAUGGAGGAUGAUUCUUCUAAACAAGCAGAGUCGAAGACGAAGAUGGAGGAUGAUCGUGUGGAAACCUUCUCCGAGCUUCCGAAACACGAAAAUAAGAAGAACAAGGAAUAUGUAAUCCACGGUUUUGAGAACGAGAUCAAGUCGCUGGAGAACUUCUUGCUGGAUCAGAAGGUCUACAAGGAGUUCAAGAGUCUUGUGGUUCUUGGAGAAUACGGUGUGGGGAAGACAACAUUGUGCCAGGCGAUAUUCAACAAAUACGAAGUCAAGAGUGUUUACGCCCCGGGGAUUUGGGUUUCUAUGUACAGCAAAGAGGAGACAAAGGACGGAGAGGACAAGAAGAUAUCUCUGUUGAAGAGGAUCUUGAAGGAUCUUGGAGUCCAAGAUAAGGUGUUGGCAACCAUCAAGAACGAGGCUGUACAAGAAUUUCAUGAUUAUAAGGAAUCUGGCAACAAUGACGGAGAGACGAAGGAAGACAAGGAGUUCUUAGCUCUGCUCUAUGCGCUUCACUUGAAUCUGAGGUGGAAGAAGUAUCUGAUUGUGUUUGAUGAUGUCCGAGAAGAGGACUUGAACCAGAUUCUUCAAGAACAAGAUGUGGAGAAACUCAAAAAGGAUAAGAAAUGGGGAAAGCAUCUUUCAGAUGGAUUCCCUAAAGGGUCUGGUGGGAGAGUCAUAUACACCACCAGGGUUGAGACAUUGGCGAGGAAGCUAGUUGCAGAGGAACAUGAGAUUCAUCGUCUUUGGCCUCUGUCUGAUGAUCAGAGUGUCUGGAAUAUCUAUGAGGCAGUGAUUGAAGACCACGAUAAGGAACCUCCAAGGAACGACAAGAAAUGCAUAGAUGACCUGAUGAACAAGUCUCGUGGUCUUCCUCUGGCUGCUAAAUUGCUGGCCAAGCUUGAUCCUGUCUUCCUCGACGAUGAAGUUGGCCCCAAUGAUUCUACCGAUGGAACAACCGAAACCAACCAACAGGAUCCGCCUCUGACUAGUGGAUGAACUUGACUCAACCUCUUGGCUCAAGAUUGCAGAGCCGUGUCAGUGAUGGUUGUCAUCAAGCUUGCUUUUGUUUCUCUUGAUUUCUUCUUGUAUGUGUUUGUCUUUUUUUUUCUUGAUGUUGUCAGUUUGUCACUCUGCUGUUGUAUCAAUAAAUCAGAAUCUCUGAGAAGAGUUUCUUGAAAGGAACAAUGUUUCUUUGACCU
This is a messenger RNA of Eutrema salsugineum, 1450 nucleotides long. Its product is annotated as probable disease resistance protein At5g45490. The transcript has a single exon. Bases 111 to 1247 code for a protein of 378 amino acids. Gene Ontology annotation, biological process: defense response to other organism. Lineage: Eukaryota; Viridiplantae; Streptophyta; Magnoliopsida; Brassicales; Brassicaceae. Gene Ontology annotation, molecular function: ADP binding. The record is from RefSeq and is a predicted model, not a curated record.